Messenger RNA from Piliocolobus tephrosceles (Ugandan red Colobus), 3994 nucleotides. Its product is annotated as golgin subfamily A member 6-like protein 4. NCBI's taxonomy places the organism in Eukaryota, Metazoa, Chordata, Mammalia, Primates, Cercopithecidae. The record is from RefSeq and is a predicted model, not a curated record.
AUGGGAAAUCUCAUGGACCUGUGGAGCUGGCUAAUUACUUCUAGAGGUGAUAGUUGCAAUGUAGUAGAAUCAAAUGGCAAAGCCAGUGUGCAGCUUGGAGCAAAGAAGUUAAAAGAAUAUUGGCAGAGAAAGAGCCCUGGCAUUCCAGCAGGAGCUAACAGGAAAAAGAAAAUCAAUGGCAGUAGCCCUGACACAGCCACUACUGCUGGUUACCGCUCACCUGGGGAUUCAGCAACAGGUGUCUACGGGGAGGGCCCUGUGUCAUCUACUACCCUGAAAGAUCUGCAGGUUCACACAUUGAAGGAGGACAAGCAGCAUGAGAUACAUCGGGUACAGAAGCUUGGGAGGAGCUUGUUCAAACUCAAACACCAGAGGGCUGAACCCUGGGCCCCAGAGCCCCCAGCAGGGCCCUUGGAGGUAGAGCAGCUACAAGAUGAGACCAAACACCUAAGGAAGGAGCUGGAGAGUCUGGGAAGACAGCUCCAGGCCGAGGUGGAAAACAAUCAGAUGUUGAAUCUCCUGAACAGGAGACAGGAGGAGAGGCUACGUGAGCAGGAGAAGAGGCUAUGUGAGCAGGAGGAGAGGAUACAUGAGCAGGAGGAGAAGCUACGUGAGCAGGAGGAGAGGCUAUCUGGGCAGGAGGAGAGGAUAUGUGAGCAGGAGGAGAGGAUACAUGAGCAGGAUGAGAGGCUAUGGGAGCAGGAGUGGCUGCCAGAGCAGGAGAGGCUGCUGGAGGAGGUGAAGAAGCUCUUGGAACGGGAGAGAUGGGAGGAGGAGGAGGAGAAGCUGCGAGAGCAUGAGAGGCUGGUGAACCAGGUAAAGAAGCUGCUGGAAGAGGAGAGGCUGUGGGAGCAGGAUGAGAGGCUGCGGGAGGAGAGGCUGCCAGAGCAGGAAAGGCUGUUGGAGCAGGUGGAGAAGCUAUUGGAACAGGAGAGGUGGCAGGAGGAACAGGAGAGGCUGCUGGACCACGGGAGGCUGCUGGACCAGGUGGAGGAACUGUUGGAACAGGAGAGGUUGCGGGAGCAGGAUGAGAGACUGCUGGAGCAGGUGGAGAAGCUUUUGGAACGGGAGAGGCGACAGGAGGAGCAGAAGAGGCUGCUGGAGGAGGAACAGCUGCUGGACCAAGUGGAGGAGCUGCUGGAACAGGAGAGGCUGCGGGAGCAGGAUCAGAGGCUGUGGGAGCAGGAGACACUGCGGGAACUGGAGAGGCUGCGGGAGCUGGAGAGGAUGCUGGAGCUGGGGUGGGAAGCCCUCUACGAGCAGCAGGCGGAGCCACACAGCAGCUUCGAGGAGCUGAACAACAAGAACAAGAGCACACUGCAGUUGGAGCCGCAAGUAAAGGAGCUGAAGCUGGGCGAGCUGAAAGACAGGGAGCACCUGGAAGCUACGAGCCAGCAGAAGCAGCAGCAAGCCCAGCUGAGCCUCAUGGCUCUCCCUGGGGAAGGAGACGGAGGAGGAUAUCUGGACAGUGAGGAGGAGGAGGUGCCUCGGCCCAUGGUGAACAUCCCAGAGGACGGGGAGAGCCUGGAGGCCAGGUGGCAUUUUUCAAUGACGCUGGAGCCAGUGCCCAGGAAGAGCAAAGGGUGUGCUGCCAGCCCCUGGCUCACCCAGUGGCUUCAUCCCAAAGGACCCCAGGGACUGGGGGAAAGUACAUCAGCCAGGGGGCACUGCCAAAAUGCAUCACUGGGAGAGGAGGACAUCAUCAGGCUGGCCCAGGACCAGGAGACGCAAGUAGAUCUUCAUGAGGUGAGCCUCACUGACAGCGUGGAGCCUACACCAGGAGAGGCCAGAGAGGGUUCUCCCCACGACAACCCCACUGCACAGCAUAUUGUGCAGCUGCUUCCUCUAACGCAGGACUCCCCAGGAGCACCGAGGUUUGGGCAGCAACCCCUGCAUGCCAUUCUUUUCACGGUGCCGAGAUCAGGGAGAUAAACAUCAUCAUCAUCUAAGAGCUGGUCAAGAAAUUUAAAAACAAACAAAAAAAGUUUAGGGGUUAAUCUCCUACACAAUUCAUUUACUUCAUUUGAAUGUUAGAGCCACUCAUGUUUAUUUGUGUUUCUAACUUAGUUUAAAUUUAUUUGUAAAAAGUUACAGAAGAGUGGGUCUUUCCCUCAUGUUCGCUAUGGCAUCCUUUAGCAUUUUUCUUUUUAUUUGAUAACUGUAGGUCAUUAGCAUGCAUAUCGAGUUUGCUCUAUGUGGUGGGAGUUCAAACACGCAAAGACCCACUAUAUGCACAAAACUGUUCUUGCUGGUUUGGAAUAGGCUGCCAUGCUUUUUUAAUGUUAUUGCAGCAUGUAUAUUCAUUACCGAAUUCAGAUAAAAUUUGUCUAUGUUCUGCUAUUAUGCUUGAUCGACUCCUAAUCACAGUGAGCUCUUCAUUAGCUCAAUAUGUGGUUUGCCCUCAAGUGCGCUGUUUAUUAGUUUGUAAUGUGCCACUGUGAGUACUGACAUUUACAGUUGUUUAAAGAUGGGGCACUGGAGAGAGCCUUUCCCCCUUUUUCUGUGUAUUGGGGAUGGGCGUAAUAACAUUUUGGGGAGCUUUUUAAAUCUCCCAAAAGAGGAAAGUGGCCUGCUCUGGAAGAUGUGUGCAGGAUAGAAUACGUUUCAUUUGUUUUGGAGCCAAGAAUGAGUAUGUUACUAUGGUAGUCCCCUUAGGAUUCGUAUGUGCUCUGGGCUCAUGAAGAUAUUAUAUCAUGAGCUGGGGCAGUUGUACUCCUUUUUGAUGACCUGAAAAGGGAUUAUGACCUAAAAAGGGAUUGUACCACUGUUAAUUAGCCAAAUUAUUUGGUCUAACAGUUUUUCUUUAUCAUUCUGAAACUGGGUUUUUCUAAUACAUUGAUAAAUUAUUUCAAAGGUAUUUUGAUAGUUCAAAUCACUUCACUUUUACCCUGACACAUAUAAAUGACUAGGAAUGACCUUCAGAUAACGUUUAGCAUCUGUAACCUAUCUGACGAUAACGUGUUCAUCAGGUACCUAUGGAUUAAAUCCCAUACCGGCAUAUUUAAGCUGAAUGUCAGUCUGAAAAAUAAAUGUGCUAUAUUACCUGAAAUACCACUCUUUGUGUAGAUAUUUUGUCAUAAGUUUAAGAAAAAGCUAAAAAGAUGGAAAUCCUAUGACAAUAACUUAACUCUUUCUUCUAAGUUCAUGCAGUCGUUUGCAAUACCUCAUUCAGCCAAGUAUUUGUUCUCUUCCUCAUUCAGUAUAAGGCAGCUUUCAAUUUGCUUAGAAGGUAACAUUAGAAGGUUAGAGUUCAGCAGAAACAGAAUUUUAAAAUGUGAGUUCAACUGAAUAAAUUUCUAUUUCUGUAGAAAGUAAAGAAUCAAAAUGCCUAUUGAAAGAUUGCAAUAUAUGAUAAUUAUUUUUAAAGUGUUUGAUUAAACCUGAUAGGUUUUCCCAAAAUGAAAACACUCAGUUCUAAAUCCAAAGCUGCUUUGUACAAAACAUGAAAAUGUAAAUAACCCCAUCCAUAAUAGCUUCUCUAAAACUUUAUCUUACAGUCACUUUCAAAUAACUAUUCAAAAAUGUAACUGCUGUAUUAAUGUCUUGAAAUAAGUUAAAACAUUUUAAGAUAUGAGCACCGUAGUUUAAAACAAAGAAUCUAGGGGAAGGAAAAGUAGACAAAGAAAUGCCAAUUCCAGUCCAAAGCUUUAUUUGCCAAGUUUUCUUAGAAUCACUUUUACCAACUUAUGAUUUCUGGUAAACAGAAUGUAUAAUAGAAAUACUGACUUUUGUCUAAAGUGGCAUUCCUGACUGCUUCUGUGAUGCUACUGUAAUGUAAUAAAUUCUGAAAUUCUUGCAAGGUGCUGUUUUGCCUUAAAAUUUUGUGUGUCUUGAAAACUAUAGUAUUAAAUGUAUUGAGACUGUGCAAAUGCCGGGAACGCGUGGCAUGAGAUAAUCAGUUUUUAUUCUCACAAAAUUGUAACUAUGUAAGUGUGUUUAUUAAAAGAACAUAAACUAAAAACGUUACAGGAAUUAAAAGUUGUGGGAUGAAAAA